AUGAGCUCGAGGUACAGACUUCCGGCUUAUCAUGUUGCACUUAGUCCUGAUGGUCAGAAUGUUGUUACAUUUAAUACAGUGACUUCGGAGUUGAAAAUAUGUCAUUUAAAAGAUUUAAAAAAUGUAAAAACGAUAACUUAUCAAGGAUUUAGUACUGUAGAUACUAUGAACCCUCGACUAUGUUGGUCAAUAGCGAUUUCCAAUACAAUUAACGUGGGCACGCAUUCCGAUAUGUUAAUUGGCGUUUCAUGUUUUGAUCGAACUGAUACUCUAACUAAAAAAUUUCCAAAAAGAAGAAUUAGACAUCACAAAACUAGAAGCAUGUCCCUCUUCUUAGAAGAAGGUUACGCGAAUGUGAGAGUAAGUCCAUAUACAUGGAUACUUUCAACAUGGAAUCAAGAUAGGGUAAAAACUUCUGUGGAUGAUAUUGGUGGUGUCAUACGAUUUCUUACUUAUGAAAGUUCAUCUAAUGUUGAUGUGGUAAUAAUUCAUGUGUUUGGAAUUUCAAAAACUACAAUUGAAGGUAAUUAUGUAGAUAAAGAUGAUCAUUAUAAAACAGAUAUUAAACCUGCAGAAAAUUUCUUAUUUCCAAUGAUAAUUGCCAGCGAAAUUGGUUGCGCAGAAGGAGCCAAUCCAAAUUUACAAUUAUUUCAUAGAAGUGUUGAAAAAAAUUAUUUCAUGGCAGAAAAUUACAAAUUUGAUUUAUUAGAGAUGUAUAGUCUGAAAACCGGUGAACUCUACAAAGCUUUUCAUAUUCGUGAGGAAACAACAGAACAGCUGUCAGCUAAUGGGAACGCAAUUUUUGAAAUUUCCAAAAAUGAUGUAUUGUUAGCAUAUUGUAGAGGAACAAACAGUGUUUCAAUAUAUAUGAUGGAAAAUACUUUGGAAAUUGCAUCAAAACCAUUCCCUAGUCUUUAUAGGAUAAACUCAAUUGAUUUUGUUCAUGAUGAUGAAAAAUUACUUUUAAUUGGUGAAGAAGAAAAGAUUAAAGAUGAUGGUUCAACAGAAUUAGUAGUUGUUAUUUUGAUUUGGGAUCUUUUUAGUGAAUCUGAUGAUUCAGUUGAAAUAAUUAGAGAUACUCAAAAUAUAGUUCAUGCAGGUAAAAACCAUUCUACGAAAUUUAUUGAUCAUUAUCAUAGAUUUUCUAGUGCUAGUGGAUUUAUUGUUGGUAUUUGUGAAGAAAAUGGAGAUGUGUUUUCAAUUGUUGAUCAUCCAGAACUUGAAGGUGUUUUUAAUCCUUCAGUAUUGCCCAAACUAGUUACAUUGACACUUCAAAAUAUCCAAGAAGUUUCAACACCAUUAGCUCAAAUUUAUCAUUACAUUUACACACAGGAUGGUAGAUUUUCUGAUGCUAAGCAAGAACCAAAAAAUGUUAUUAUUAUUAGUAAUGCGGAACCUUGGAUUCGUUUCAAACAACAUCCUCGUAUUUCGGUCUACCUUAAUAAUGAUAAGACACUACAAGUAAUUAUGGGUUUGACCACAAUUCAAGUGUGGCGAAGAAAUGAUUAUUCUAAAUACAAACGAAGGCUUGAGUACAUUUGGACUAGUGCUCAUGGUGAAAGAUUCGAGGUUCAAAGAUUACUAAUUGGUAAUGGAGAAUUCUUGGUUGAGUUAUUACUUCCUGAAGUUAAACAAACAUUUGAAAUUCAUUGGCCACAUAAGUGUUCUACGUUGAGGGACGCGUGUAACGCACUUGAAUAUCUUAAUACUCAGCAAGGCGAACCAAUAACACCCAAGAAAAAACAAAUAUAUCGAGAUUUAGUUCGUCAAACAAAAAAUAUAUUAAAAAGAAUCAUAAAGACACGUCCAGAUGUUUGGGGGAUGAUGGAUGCUAGAUAUGAAAUCAUGCAAACAUUGAUUCGUGGACAAUGCGUUUCUUUGAUCAGAACAAUUUUGUUUAAAGAGGAUGAUAAAAGUCCGCAUGGAAUAAGUUCAAGGUUGUCAAAACAUUUACAUUUCCCUAGACUUUACGCAUGGCCUCUGGAACCAAAAGAAAGUGAUUUGCAAAUAGCUAUUAAUUAUUCUGGUGAUCGUCAUAAAGAUAAAAUUAUUGUAGGAUAUCUCUUAAACUAUUAUUCAGAUAACGCUAUGACUAAUGCUGGAUGGAUGUUUACCGUUACCAAAGCAUUACCUGAAUUAUACGAUCAUGACAUGGAAAUCAAAAUUGAUACAUCACUUAUAAGUCGCAGUGAUUUAUUCGAAGGGCGUUUUAAGCCUGUCCACUCCUUAUACAUUAAACCAGGACUUUUGCGCAGACCAGAAACCAAAAUACGUGAUAGAAAAAGUCAAAUGAUUCAAGAUAUUACAAAGUUUUUUUCAUAUGAGAAUGUUAUUGAAGAAGUGGAAGAAUUAGAAGGUGUUCUCAAAGAAAAAAAAACCGGGCUUUUUGAUGUUGAGAAACGCGAUUCCCUCAUGUCUACUACCACAAAUGUGCGAGUUGUUCCGCUUCCUGUGUAUCCACCAGACGUUAUCAAAGAUCAUACCAAAACACCUUUAUUACGGAGAAUUUUAAAAUUAUUAACUUGGCCUCGUGAGUACACGCUCACAGAAGACGCACAUUGUAGCCCAUUUCUUCGUGUUAUCUGUCGUGAUAACAGUGCAGUACUGUUUAAUAAUCCAGCAAUUGCAGCGGUAAUUGAUUAUAAGUAUGUUUUACUAAGAGAUCCAAACCAAAUUAAUCUAGUUCCAAGUGGAUCAUCAUAUUCAAUCUUAAAUGCUUCAGAUACAAAUUCAGAAACCAAUAAUCUAUUUCCCGAAAUAGCCGUUUCUCAAUCAAUUGACGUUAAUAGUGUCACUGACAAUUAUUUUUCUCAUUUUUGGAAAUCUGUUGAAAGUGUAUUCUUUUGGAUUAAUGGAAGAUGGGAUCAACUUGACCAAUGGGAUUUUAUACCUCUUGACAUUUUGGCUAUUCGUAAGAUUUUUAUUCUGAAUGCAUUCGAAGAAGCACAAUCUUCAGGUGAGGAUGCAGUUUUGAGACAUCGAGCCGACUUAAUUGCAGACUUUGAGACCCUUGAUAAACCACUUGGAAUGACACGUGAAGAUCGACGUUACAUAUAUUACAUAGGAAAAUCCAGUUACCGAGAUAAUUGGCUAGAAAAAGCCGAAAAUUAUCAAUCAACCCAUCAUGUCUUUCUUGAUGAAGAAAUUAACGAGGAGGCUAGCGAUGAAGAAGAUAGUGAUGAUGAUUCUCAGAAGGAAAAUGUUAGUGGAAAAAUAGAAACUUCUUUGAAAGUUGAAGCAGAGACUAAAUCCGGUAUUGAUGAUUUACAAGAAAGAGUUCAAGGAAUGGAAGAUAAAAUUGAAGAGGUUUUGAAGUUGCUAAAAAAAAGUGAUUCAUAA
Cetraspora pellucida is the source of this 3339-nucleotide messenger RNA. The record is from the annotation of a GenBank genome assembly. NCBI's taxonomy places the organism in Eukaryota, Fungi, Glomeromycota, Glomeromycetes, Diversisporales, Gigasporaceae.